AUGGUCACCAAAAUUUGGUGUAAGGUUUGUCGGACCUUCAUCAAUAAAAUCAAGGAGGAUACAAGAAUUCGGGGGCAAGCCCAAAAAGACAUCGAGGCGUACGUAAUCGGGUCUGCAUUUGUCACCAAGUACACCGCCACACGACAUCUGUCAUCAAAGGCGCAUUCCAUUGGUCUGGAAUAUCAGAGACUUCUUGGUGAAGAAGGAGAGGCAUCAUCCUCAGGUGUCGUUGCUACGCCUGGCCCAAUCAAACGUACCCAGCCCAACAUAGCCCAGGCCAUCCACAGUGUAUCAGACGAGGCAUAUAGAAAGUUGCUGAGAAGUGCUUACAUCAUGGCUGUUGAUGGAUUACCACUUUCCACUUUUAAGACCUUGGUGAGAGUACAGAAAGCAAAUGGAGUGAAACUCAUCCAAGGAACAGAGAGCAGCAACAGAGCGAAAGAAUUUGUUCAUGUAAUCGCAGAUGUCAUCCGAUCUAAGUUAACAUCCAUAUUGUGUUCAGCUCCUGCAUUUUCUGUGCUGAGUGAUGGAUCUCAGACUAGAAAAACUGGAAACGAGAAAGAGCUUGUGAUGGUUCGGGUCGUGAAAGAUGGGCAUCCGAAAUUCUUUGUAGCUGCUCUAGAGAACGUAGACAGUUAUGGAGAUGCGACUGCAGGAAAUCUUCACAAAUCUAUCAAACAUGCACUGACAGAGAAGGUAAAGCUCCCUGCUGACAAAUACACAAAAGCUUUGGUGUCGGCUACUGCAGAUGGAGCAUCUGUCAAUACCGGAGUUUACAAUGGUCUUUUGGUUAGACUACAGAGAGACGGCCGCCCCUGGCUUGUUAUGAUUCACUGCAUCUCACACCGACUGGAGCUGGCAGUAAAAGACGCCCUUAUGAAUGAGGCUGCCCUUGUUGAGGUGAAAGAGCUGAUGGUUACCAUCUACUACCUGAUGAAAAGAUCCGGAAAAUUCAAGAGGCACUUUGAAGCUACCGGAAAAGCACUGGAAUGUCAAGUGUACAAGUUUCCAAAGGUUCACGGAACGCGUUUUGUGGGCCACCAGAGAAAUGGUCUGCGCAUCCUUCUCAACAACUGGAUCCCACUUGCUCUGGCUAUUGAGAACUCCAUCAUGCACAGCACUCACUCUAACCUGAAUGCCAAACUAAGAGGUAUUCUGAAGAAGCUGAGACGACCUGAUUUCCUUGCCACCAGCUGUCUCUUCUUCGAGAUUCUCGACAUCAUCUCAGCUCUGUCCCUGAAGUUUGAGAGAGGGGAUAUCCACGCUUUUGAAGUUCUCCCUGCAGUUGAGGUGACAAAGAUCAGCUUGCAGGGCCUACUUGAAGAUGAAAGUUCUGCCUCCCUGAUCCAGAAAGCUGGAUAUACUUAUGACCCAAACAGCAGUCAAAUUAGCCGGGAUCUUCCAAAAGAAGGACACAUGAGAAGAAGUGCAGAAAAUCGGCAAUACUCAACAGUCUCUUUGGAGAAAAUGGCCCAACGUAAUCUUCGCCAUGGUGUAAAUGAUGUCAGCGAAAGUCUCUGUCAGAAGUGCAUUCCUUUGUUGAUGAAGCGACUUGAUGACCGAUUCAGCUCAUUCAACAACGAGAGCGUGUUUACAAGCAUGUCUUGGCUGAAUCCAGCUAAUUGGAGAGAGGAUGAUGUGACCGCUGAGGUGGAAGCAAUGGAAGCUGUUGCUGCUCACUUCUCAACUUCACUGGCUGCUGUUGGCUUCCAGUCCAAUAAGAUUAAGCGAGAGUGGCAGAUGUUGAAAGUUUUGCACAAGACAUUCUACAGAGGUACGAAGACCAAGGAUAUGUGGGGGCAGAUUAUCAAGUACAGGAGAAAUGACAUGCCGAACAUGUGCCUACUUGUUGAGGUAGCCAUGGCCAUCGGAGUGAGCAACAGCACUGUUGAGUGUGGUUUUAGCAUCCUGACAUCAAUGCUGUCUGAUCGAAGGCUCUCCCUCAACCACAACACAAUGGAGGAUCUUCUUCUAAUUAAGGCCAAUCAUCUUGUCUGGGAGGAGCACGAGCGUGACGACAUCCUGGAAGAUGCUCUCAAAUUAUUUAUGUUGAAGAGGCGUAAACUAGUUCCUGAUGAUGGUGUAGAGGUUGGUCCAAAGAAGAUAAAGCUCUCAGAAGACAACCUGCAAAUCUCAGACAUCGAUUCAUGUAGCAGCUCUGAUACAGAUAGUGACAGCGGAGGGUCUGCUGAGCCUGACGAUGAAGAUGUGAAUGGCAAAUCUGGGUCUGAAUCAGAUGAACGUGAGACCAGUGAUGGUGCUGAAGCAACUACUUCUAACCCUGAUAACACUUCAGAUGACUCAUCUUUUUGA
Messenger RNA from Asterias rubens (European starfish), 2313 nucleotides. Its product is annotated as zinc finger protein 862-like. Lineage: Eukaryota; Metazoa; Echinodermata; Asteroidea; Forcipulatida; Asteriidae. The record is from RefSeq and is a predicted model, not a curated record. Bases 1 to 2313 code for a protein of 770 amino acids. The transcript has 2 exons.